Molecule: messenger RNA, 4926 nt
Organism: Anarrhichthys ocellatus (wolf-eel)
Lineage: Eukaryota; Metazoa; Chordata; Actinopteri; Perciformes; Anarhichadidae
Product: THAP domain-containing protein 5-like
Exons: 2
Coding region: 321-1130 (269 amino acids)
Source: RefSeq, a predicted model, not a curated record
GUUACGUUGUGUUUUAAUCCCGUUGUUCACAAGCUAAAAUUAGCAUCCCGAUUUAUUUUAAUUUGUAACGCGAAAUACAGAUGCAUCUUUCUAACCUAGCUAGCCCGCUAGCUUUAGCGUUUGUUAGUUUUUUUUUGACGUUUGUGAAUGAACACUUCUUCUGCUGAUAACAUCUGCGGCAGAGGACACGCAGCAAAGGCCCGUUGCUGCCCUCUGCAGGUCAGUGGUAGAACAACAGUAGAAUCUGAGCACAUCUCUGCUGGUGUAACUUCUUCCACUCGCCCAAACAUUCCUAAAAGCUCUGUAGUGUAGACUGACACAUGAUUGGAUAUGCACUUUCUAUCUGGUAUGAUAUAUUAGAAUGUCUGAAUUCAAAAGUUAACUUUUUCUUUCCUUCUUCAAACAGAUUUCCUUUAGGUGAUAAUGCAAGGCUGAAGCAAUGGUUGCUGAAUGUGAGGAGGAGGAACUGGAUCCCAUCUAAAAGUUCACGUCUGUGCAGUACGCACUUCAAGGAUGACCAGUUCUUCAUAGACAAGGAGGGCAAGAGGAGGCUGAAGGACACUGCUGUGCCCACCAUUUUCAUCUUUCAAAACCGUUGGUUGAUAGAGGAUGUAACGAACACGACCAGCCUGCUACGAUUGACUACCAACAUUGACAAUGGACCGUAUCACAGCAUUGCCAAUGCGGAGCAAGCGCCUAUUGAGGAGGAGGAUGAUGUCGUGGACUGCGAUGUUGUUGACAGCGUCUUUGACGAAAUCCUCGAUGAUGACAUUGUUCGGGUUAUUGUCGGUGGCGAUGUCGAUGAGGUCGUUUCCGAUGACAAUACCGAGUGUGAGACGAGCAUAACUUCACAAUCCGCUUUGCACGAUCAUAGUUACCGGAGUCUGAAACAAGAGCAGAUCUACGUGGGCACUGAUCACAACUACAUAGUUUCUGGUUCUCCCAGGACACUGAAACGCAAAGUGGACGCGGUACAAGAUCAGCUUGUCUUGGCUCACAAAAAGCUGAAGUUGAAGUGUCAGGAGACGAGGCGAAUGAAGUCAAGACUCUUGUCCAUGAAAAAUCUGACCAAGGAUCUAAAGAAAAAGUUAAAUGCAGUUGAGAAAACUCUUGCCGCGGUUCAUAAGUAAUGGAGGUAAGGCGCAAACAAGUCCAGGAGAUCAAAGCUUUAAGGAAGAAGCUGAUCUGAAGUCUGUUUAUGUUAAAAGUCUCUUGUAGAGAUGCACCAAUUGCAAAUUUCUUGGCUGAUUCCGAUUGUCUGUUUUAAAAAAAACGUUAAUUGACUGCAAGGCUCCGGACUAAACCUACUUUAAUUUUGGUAAUGAUCAAACAUUGCUGGCAGCAGCAGGUGGAGUUAAGUGAAGCUUCAAUGAUGCACACCACCCCCACUCAUAAGCAACAGACUGUUUAAUGAGCCAAGACUUCAGGAGGAAACUGUUGUUGUUGCCGGUCCAGGACGGCAGGACGAGCAGCCGGACAUAAACGUCUUGUCUCCUCGUUUAAUGUUUCCAAAACAUUCAAAUUAAAAACACUUGAUUAUUUUGCUGUUACGAUAUCCCGUCAAUACUAAAUAGACUCCAAAAUGUAGCUGUUACAGUGAAACAUCUAUACUGAGUGGACCACAAAAUAGACUAGGAAUUACAAAGACUAUUUUAAAUAGCAAAUAUCUAAGCUAAAAACAAAUUUCUCACAUCUCAACUUGGAAAUCUAAAAUCCGCUGUUAGUGGUCUGCACAUUUAGGAGAUUGAUGAUCUCCUAUCAGUUCAACAUCAACAUCAUCUUCGGACGGUCAGUUUGUUUGAAUUCCUUGUACGACGACCUGAGAGCCUUGAAGGCAGGGAUCAGGGACGGAGGAAGGUUGAAACUAAUCUCACCAGGUUUUUCAAAGUAAUGGUCAAAUAUUAUAGGUGGAGUUAAAUGGGAGUUUCCGUGUUUCCAGUCCCAUCCGCUCCCUCUCGUAAACAGCAGACCGUUUAUUGAGCAAAACGCAGUUUGAGGAGUUUCACUGAGCUUCUAACAGGGUUCUUCUGAGUCCGUUAGACCAGGUUCUUUGAGGGAUCUGGUUGUCUUGUCCCUCGCUGCAAAAGCCAAAUGUGACACUAGGUGGCAGGAACGCCAUUCUUUUACAGUCCAGCAGACACUCGGCAAUAACAGCUCUUAAGCGCUCGUGUUACCCCCAACUUCAAAUAAUGUACUCAUAUAUAUCGCUUUCUAAUCACUUUCCAACAAUAUACCUUUCAAAAUAAAACAUUAAGGCGGACUGUUCUCUGUACUGUGCUGAUUCUGACCCAUAUGUUUGCAGCAUGUAUAAAGACCUUUAUUUUAAUGAUUAAACACCUCAGUCAUCACAUUGUAACAAGUACGGGAAAUGCAUCUCUAAUUUGGCCUUUAAUGUCACGCUUGUCUGAUUAAAUAUUUAAAAGGCUCCAGGGUUUAAUGGUAAUCAUCUUGACUUGCAAUGCUCUGAACUCUGUCAAACAUCAAGCAGAUCUUCAGAAGCUCAUUCUCCGCAUAAUUCAAACCAAUUCUGUGACGUCAGCGGGAUUAUUACGAGCAGUUCUCACUUCGUGCAUCAUGUAAACAGCCAGACCACACACAGUAUAGAGGAAUUAUUGAGCACAGCACGUAAAUUAUGACCAAAUAAAAGCAACUGAAUGCAACGAUUUUAUCAUCACUGUUCAGAAAGACAGCUCAACCAUAUAUAUUUAGACUGUUUUAACUUGUGUGCAACACCAGCAUGUGAACAGCUGUUAUUUAUUACUGAGUGUAAAAAGAGGUCUGGGUGAAAAGUGACUUUUGGAAUAAUAAGGAUAUUGUCAGAUAUUAUGAAACCGUCUCAAUUCCAACAAUGUUCUUACUGCUAGUCUACUAAAAUGUUUGGGACUCAGCAGAUCUUAACCCUGUAAGAACUAUCAACACCACUCACAUAAUUAUAAAGCUCUGAUGGUGUAUUCAUUUAAAAUAGGAGCUGGAAGAGAGACGAGAGCACACGACUCACAGUAAACGUGUCAUGUUCAUUUGUACAAAAAUAUAAAUGUUUGAUUGUUUAACAAAUCUUAAGAAAUAAAGCAGUCAAAGGGACAAAGUUGGAAGUUCGAGGAGUGGACAUUUCUGGGAGAAGCUUUCACGUCGUCUGUAAAGAUUUGGGACAAAGACUUGAGUGUCAGCAGAUUGUUGUUCUGUGAGACUUGUUUAGUGAGACUAAUGCCGUGUCCGAUAAAUGCACUCUGCCGUCUCAUCUGGUCUGGUCUACGGUAAACGGGCCACAUUUCCGUGUGUGGAGAAGUCAAACAGGUUUGACGCUACAUUCUAAGAAAUGAGUCAACCAACUUUGGCAUCGAGUUGUUUUUAAAAACCUAUAAUUACCUUCACAAUAAAAUGUCAGUUUGUUGAGCACUCUUUGGACUCCUGUUAAACGUAGCUUAUGCCUCAACACACUAAACACACAUAAAAGCAGUCUUUGAAAAAGGAUUUUAUAACAUUUUAUAUUAAAGGUAACAAAAGUUAAAUUGGUGCAUCUGACUCAAUAAUCUAAUAAUCACAAGAGACACGAAUCCUUCACAAGUGUUUUAAAUGCUUUUAUUGUUUUUAGAUCAUUUCGAAGCAAAAUUAAAAAGUAGCAAAGUAUAAACUGAUAAAAUGAAGUUUCAUAACUGCAUACACUGCUCUUCUCAACAUCAAAUAAUGUUUGAGAAGAUAAUGGUGUUUUUCCAUGGAUCGGGAACUGUGUUUAAAAACUCAGGUACGACAACAUUAAAUAGUUAAAAAUACAAUACAUGGUUCUCUCUCAAUGUUUUUAACGUUCCUCUAUUGCAUUUGUUUACCUUUGUGCCAUCUCGGCCCAUUCAAAAGGCCAAUACUCUUUGACUUCAUUGUUUAAGAUGACGCUCGAUGAUGGUAAACGUGUCUGAGAGACCGUCUCGAUGUGCUCAUGUUUCACUGGGGCCUCUGAUUCAUUGGUAUCGGGUAAACGUAGGUGCCCGUCUGUCCACAGGUGCCCUGAUGGGACACCAGCCAGCUGCUGUAAGCGUGGCCCUCCAUCGUCUCCACUCCCUCUUCUUCGUCACUGGAUGCCGCCUCAUUGUCUUCCUCCGAGCUAUUCUUCCCAGUGCCGUUCCCUCCCGGGCUGGACAUCUCGUACUCCUUCGUCCUCGUGUCGCACAGGCUGCAGACCCUCAACCGCUUGGUGGGGUGAAUGUGGCCGAUCACCGCUCGCUGCGUAGAGCACGCGUUGCACACCAAAAAGCCACAUUUUCGGCAGUGGUGGCGGCGAUUGGUCAUGGUGAAAUUGUCAAAGCAGCGCAUGCACUUGAAGGCAGCCUGGUCUGGGAUCCACGCCACAGCAAAGGUGGAGCCAGCUUGGCUGCCGCCGCCCUGCAGCAGGUUCGAGCGGCACUCCUCGAUGUGCUCCAUCCAGGCCCACUUCUCCUCGUACGACGGGGCGGACACGAAGAACGACUUGCGCGGCGUGCGCAUCAGCCAUUGGUUCUUCAAUCCCUCAGUGUCCUCCAUGUCCUUGAGCAUGAUGUCCUCUGAAAUGACAGUCAAGAUGGCAUAUUGAGAACAUUGCAAAAAAAAACAUAUGAUACGAUGGUCUGGUCGACACGCCAGAAAGCAAUUUUCUACCUGCGAACUUCCCAUUUCUGCACAACAAGACUGUAAAUUAGAGUUGAAUGCAGUCAACGUUCAACGUUACAGAUCUUUUUAUUCUACAGGCUUCGCUGCAUCAAUGCAAUGAAGGUGAACAGAAUUCUAUUUUGAGGUGUUCGAAGCAUUAAAACAUGACUUUGAACAAACUCAAAAGUAUCUGGCAUCUCCAGAAAUGCUGUCUUGUUUUUUUCUUUUUUGUGCAUGUUUGUUUUUAGGUUUAUCUAUAGAACUAUUGGCUCAAUUGAAAGUAGUUUAGGUGGUAUGUGGACAGGCAAU